Trichoderma harzianum CBS 226.95 is the source of this 3302-nucleotide messenger RNA. RefSeq lists its product as hypothetical. The transcript is spliced from 2 exons. Gene Ontology annotation, molecular function: RNA uridylyltransferase activity. Gene Ontology annotation, biological process: RNA 3'-end processing. The coding region runs from base 204 to 3197 and encodes 997 amino acids. NCBI's taxonomy places the organism in Eukaryota, Fungi, Ascomycota, Sordariomycetes, Hypocreales, Hypocreaceae. The record is from RefSeq and is a predicted model, not a curated record.
CUUGGAUAUCUUGCUUCAAAAAAAGCAAUUCCCCUCUUGUGUACCACUCAGUACCGAAGUGACUUCCUAUUGAAGCCAGGAUUCUGCGAUAUUGAGGAUGUCAAUUGUAAAGAUAAGAUACCAAAGUUUUUAAAGUGCUGAAAGCUCGCCACUGCUGCAAUCUUCACACUUAUCUUUACCUAGGUAUCCGUUGAUUAAACAAGAUGUUCCCUAAUCAACGAGAACGUGGUGUUGAAGGUGACGGAGCCUCUGGGCUUGAGGGUCAUCUACGAAAUAUGAUUCUCACGAAUGCUAACGCCAAUGCCAAUACCAAUGCCAACCAAAGCACCAAUCCAGCGGGCACUCCUUCCACGUCAAGAAGGCGACCAAAUCAGGCUCAACGACGUCAGAUGCAGUUCACAGUCAGCCCCGAGCCUCGGCAGCAGCUUCCGGCUAGGAAUGCCCAAUGGCCACCACAGCAGCAGCAGCAGUCUCGUUCAACCUCAGGCCCGAGACCCUCAGACUUUCCCCGUUCUCGAAAUUCAUGGAACGGUCCUCCACAGGCAUCUGCGAAUAGGCCUCAAUACCAGAGUUCAUCGGCCAUGAGACAAUAUAAUGCAGCCCCGUCUCGUGGUGCACAUCAUCAGAGCUCAGGGUCAUUUCACUAUCAACAUCGCUCCAUCAGGCCCGAAGAAAUCGCGAGCCAGGCCCGCCUACUAGAUAUGUUAUGUCAUCAGGUCUUGAGUCACUCCGAGAUCGACAGGUCCGAGAUAGCUGAAAAGGAAGCUUUUCGUCAACGUAUAGAGCACAUCUGCCGCGAAGUCAUUAGCCAGUUUGAAGCUGGUCAGUUUGAAGAACAACCGGAUAUAAACAACAGGAUCCCCCCCUUUUCCGUGGAGCUGAAGUGUUUUGGCAGCUUGUCUUCUGGUUUUGCUACAAAAGCCUCUGACCUGGACCUGGGCUUGGUAUCGCCUCUGUCCAAGAUUCCACCUGAUGCUCCUGGUUCCCCUAUACCUCGACUGAUUGAAAAGGCAUUCUUGCAGGCAGGGCUUGGUGCCAGGCUUCUAAGUCGCACGAGAGUCCCAAUUAUCAAGAUAUGUGAGCUUCCUCCUGAAGACCUCUUUAAAGGUCUAUUGGAAGCACGCGAGAAAUGGGAGCGUGGCCUUGAUAAAGAGACUCAAUCCGGAGCUGCUGAAAUAGAGCCUGACAAUGAUGGCUCUGUUCGAGGCGAGGACGAAGAUCACGAACAAAGCGGAGUCACCGAGACUGGUUCAGAUUCGUUGGGCGAAUUUGAGAUACUCUGCAAGGACUCUACUGAACCACAGCGAUUUCGACUUCAACAAGGCCCUAAAAACUCACUAGAUUCCUAUUAUAGUCUAGCCAAGCGCAUUUUACGGAGAGCUGGUGGCUACGAUAUUACUGCUUCAAACUGCAAAGAUUUUACGGCAGCCGACUGGGACAUUCUAAACCGUGUCUGUUACGCAUUUGUCCAGGGGCUAGCAGACGAUUCUCUGCGGGAUCAUGUUGCCAGACUUCCUUCCAUCGCUGCAGCGAAUGCCCGUUCAAACUCACUCGACCAUCGCUCUCUUUUUGGAGUGUUUAUGCAAGUAGAGGGAGAAAACAUACUGCGCCAAUGGAAGUCAUGGCGCGAAGGGCUCCCUCUAAGACAACCUGAGGAUGACAAAGUCAUAAGGCAGUGGGAAUCUCUGCAACUUAGGUCAUUGCUGGAUAUUGAACCUGUCACAUACAACAGAGAACUUCAAUUGGCCCUCGAGAAGCUCAAGAAAAUUCCCUCCGUUCAACUAUUGCUGUUUGAGCAAGAUCAACAAGAGACACCUUCGCAAUAUUACACCAGGAUAAAGAGCAUCGUAAACAGCUUAGGAAUCUCGGCGCCCGCACCUCAAUCAACCAUAACCAGCCGAUAUGUUGCUGGGGUAUUUCGUGAAGAGAUACGAGAUCAACUGAGUGGUUAUCUUGAACAAUUCCCGGAACAGGCAACGAUUCAAGCGGUAGGAUGUCGCCACAAAAGUAUUCAUUUAGCCAAUGAAUUUGAAAGGGCUAUUGAAAAUAAAUUGUACGACGCUGCUGUCGUACCUGCUAUCAAACGCUAUAUCGAAAUAUUGCGGCAGCCCCUCGAGAAGAGAAUGAUGGCGCCUGGGAAGCCAUAUUAUGUCGUGUCAAUUCCCGUCGAGUUCUCUUCAGAUUUUGGCAAGAUCAAGGCACUUACUGAUCCCCAUACAAUGGCACCAAAUCAAUCUGGUCAGAGGCAACGAGAUCCGCUCGAGUUUCCCAAAUCCGAUGUUGGGGUACAAUGCGACAUCAACUUUUCUGCCCACCUGGCUCUCCAGAACACUCUUUUGCUACGCUGCUACUCGCAUACUGACCCGAGAGUCCGACCCAUGAUUCUAUUUGUCAAGCACUGGGCCAAAAUGCGUGGCAUCAACUCUGGAUACCGUGGCACUUUGAGUAGCUAUGGUUACGUGCUGAUGGUAUUGCACUAUCUCGUCAAUGUUGCGCAGCCCUUUGUGUGCCCCAAUCUCCAACAGCUCGCACCGGCGCCUCCCAACAACUUGACUCCGGCCGAGAUACAGUCCACGAUAAGCUGCCGAGGCUACAAUAUCCAAUUCUGGAGAAACGAGGAAGAAAUCAUUAGACUGGCAUCCCAAAAUCAGCUCAACAGAAACACCGAAAGCGUGGGGCACUUACUGAGAGGAUUUUUCGAAUAUUUCGCUCAAACCGGCAUGAUGGGCAAUGGUCUCAGUAGAGGGUUUGAUUGGGGCCGCAAUGUCAUUAGUUUGCGAACUCAUGGAGGAAUUCUGACAAAGCAAGAAAAGGGCUGGACGGGGGCAAAAACGGUAUAUGAGGUGCAGAAGACAGAUGCCGAUAAGCCUCAAACACCCGAUACACCUUCACGCCAAAAUACUCAACCGCCAGCCUCUCCACAGACUGCCAAGAAUGGAGAGGUCAAAGAGAUCCGACUUCGGUUUCUAUUCGCCAUUGAAGAUCCAUUCGAAAUAGACCACAAUGUGGCACGAACGGUGACACACAACGGCAUCGUCUCAAUCCGCAAUGAGUUCCGCCGAGCUUGGAGGAUACUUCGCGCCGCUGGUAAUGGAGACACUCAAGAGAAUUUGUUGCAGGACGUUGAAGACGAGAAGGAGGCCCCUGUUGCACUUUUGCAAUUACUUGCAGAUAUACAUGAAGCUACUCCAGUAUGAGAAAACUUGAUCAAGAGAAAUACAUUUUCUUCCCCAAGUAGCCAUACAGCCCCCAGUGACUGCGUGAAGUUUGAGUGUAAGAAAGAGAUUCAUGGAAAAGAAAGG